AGAGUCACAAUGGGCUGGUUCAGGAGUCUCCUGUUUUUUGACAGGUGAGAUGAGUAGAGUUCACGAAAACCGAAAGGUUUACCAAUCUAUCACAGUUCAUGGGCAAUAAGGGCAGCUUUCAGGCUUUCCUUUUUAUAUUUAAGCAUGAAGAUAAGCAGACCCUUUUGAUUCUAAUCUACAAUGUCGAAUCUGAAGAGGAGAGUAGGCGUAGCAGUUUGCUAGCCAACCAUCGACCCAAGCAAGCUAGCUAAUAUACGGAGUGUUUGUAGUCUUGGGACGACAGCCAGUUGUUCAUCGCCGGUGCACUCUUGCCAGCUAGUCUUGGGAUGCUGUUAAGAGACGGAGGACCUUGGACUUAGAAGAAAGGUCAAGGUACUGAGACCUCUCUCUCCACAGCUUGGGGCUUCCUGCAUGAUGUGUUACCGUGGUGACAACAGAGAACACCCAUCCCCCUCUCCCUUCCCCUGGGCCGCCACCCCUCCCACAUCCCCCUCCCCCUAAAGCAGUCCUGACCUCACCAAGAUGUCGGACAGAAAGGAGCCGCCUAUCUAUAACGACGACAGUGUGGGGACCUUCCAGUACAAGUUGCCGUUCUACGAGACCAUGGAGCUGUUCAUCGAAACGUUGACGGGGACCUGCUUUGAGCUGCGUGUCUCGCCCAUCGAGACAGUCAUCUCUGUCAAGGCCAAGAUCCAGAGGCUGGAAGGUAUCCCUGUUGCCCAGCAACACCUGAUCUGGAACAACUUGGAGCUGGAGGAUGAGUACGGUCUGCAUGAUUACAGUAUUGCUGAGGGCUGUACUCUGAAGCUGGUGCUAGCCAUGAGAGGAGGACCAAUCAACACCAGGAGAGUGCCUGUUGAGGACCCAGUGAAGGAUAUGGUGGAGGUAAUGGAGGGAGGCAGGGAGGAGGGCUGGGAUAAGAGUCUGCCUAGCAGCAAGCAGGUCACUUUCCUAGUGUACCGAGAGGGAGACCAGCUCAACUUCUUCCGGGUCGUCGACCGAGGGGAUGGAACUCUGACCCCUGUCUCAGAAUCACUCAGUGGUGGCUCAGUGUACAACAUGUACACGGAGGAGGAGGAGGACGAGACAGGGGGCUUGGCUUUGGGACAGCCGUCCCUGGAGAACUCUAUCACCAUGAACAAGAUGAAGCUGCUCAAAGCCAAGAUGGAGGACAUGAACAUCAACAAGAAGCCUAAGAAGUCUGCCAAGUUGAAACCUCUGUCACCCGUUAGUGCCCGGCCCUGCAGCAACUUUCUGGGGCUCCCCAGACACCACCGCCUCUUCCGUGUCCUGCCCCAGAUCAACCAAUCCCACCACUCCGCCUCACACUUACCUCCAAUCAGGGACCAGGGAUCCGCAACUCCCUCUCCUCCCGUUGCUACUACCUCUGCCACCCACCUGUCAAUCAGCGGCCAGGCGACGCCCUAUUUCUCUUCCUCGUCCUGUUAUAUGCUUCAGGAAGAGGAGCCAUGGGAGACCAGCCCCAAGUCGAUCCGGCCCCCUCCUAAAGUGUCCCGGUUGGACAUCGGCAGCACCAGGCUCAUGAGGGACUGUGUGUACCCGCAGCUCCCCGCACUCCCCAGCAGGGGGCAGGCUGAGGGGACAGUGGAGCUGCCUGACUCCAGAGGAGAGGCACUGGGGCUGGAGUUGCUGGAGGAGGUUGCAAGCCUGCUGGAGCCCACACCGCCUGGAGCUCUGUACGGAAACCUGCUCACAGACCCCCUCAUCCUGGACAUCUCUACCCAGCCAGAGGAGGGUUUGAGCGGGUUGGAUGGGCUAGGAGCCCUGGGGGUUGGAGCAGAGCACCAGCUCUCCUCCACCCCCUCUCUUCUCUCCCAAGCUGAGGGGAUGAACUCUUUAAACAACUGGGCUAUGGGUGGUUCUGAUAGGUUAGCCUGCAAAGGUCAGAGGACACAGUUACUAGGCAACACCCUUGAUAAUUUACCCGACUCUCCUUCCCCCUCUUCAUCUUCCCCGUCUAGUAGAUGGAAACUACCACAACCCUUUGAAUUCACAGGCUCAGCAACGCCAACCCUACAAUCCAAUCCCCCCUCCUCCCGCCCCACCACUCUCUUCGCCCCUGCUCCACCUCUCUCCUCCUCUCUUCCACGUGGCUCUCAUCUGCGAGGCAUCAAGAUGGACUCCCCAGGCAAGCGGCCGGAGAUGAUGAGUAAAAGUGAGGCACGGGGCAUCACCAAGCUGGCCAACCAGGCCUGUAAGAACCCUCUAGGGUCCCUCAGCAACACAGAGCUCCUGGCCUCCCUGUCCUCUUCCUCCAGGACCCCAGUCAGCAGCAGCAGGGAAGGCCUGGGACAGAGCCUGGGAUUCGGGUUGGAGCUGCCCGCUGUUAGGGCCUCCAGGCUGGGCAUGCUAGGCUCUACGGCCCCCUCCCUACAAGCCAACAUCCAGCUGCUCCAGGAGGACCUGAUCCGACGGAUGUCCCCACUACACAGAGCGACCGCCUCUUACAUGGCACCCAACAGCCUGGGAUCAGCUGGAGGCUCCAGUUCAAUAAGGAGACUAGGCCCCCCUGCAUAUCACCUGCCUUCAGUCAAGGUUCCGCUGGCCAAUAAGAAGAAGAAAUCUAAACACUGCUUCCUCUGUGGCAAGAAGACUGGUCUGGCCACCAGCUACGAGUGCAGGUGUGGUAACAAUUUCUGCGCCACCCACCGCUAUGCGGAGACCCAUGACUGCACGUACAACUACAAGAGCGCCGGCCGCCGCUUCCUCCAGGAAACCAACCCCAUCGUCAACGCUCCCAAGCUGCCCAAGAUCUGAGCCCCUCCCCAUGUCCCCCUUCUAUCCCUGCACUACUCUUUCCUCUUUGGGAUGGAGGGAUGAAGAGUGAGAAAGUAACGGAUGUACCUGAAUGAUUAAAAACAAAAAGAAAGAAGGAACUUGAUCACCACUGUGUGCUUUUAAAUUGACUUAACGACUUCAAAACGCCAAGUGUGAACAAAACAGAGAACACAGAAUAUUAGCAAAUUAACUUUAAUAGCUAGCUGUUUCCUCCGCUCUGGACAAUGUGAACGAACUGUUCAUCCGCUUUUCCUCAUACAGUAACCUUGAUCGUUUUCCAUAGCAGGAAAGUAUUGCAUGUACAUUUGUAGUUUUUAAAGCAGAAUGUCUGUCUAUUUCAUGUUUUAACAGAACAGAAGUGCACGACUCCAAGCGUAUAAUGUUAUAUCUUUACAUUUUUUGCUUUCUUUAUCAGAUUGUUUCUAAAAAAAAAUAGGACUGCAGAUCAGUCUUUGAGAGAUGCACUUUAGAAUUAUCAUAUUUAUAUACCAAUGUUUGACUUGGACAUUUUUUCGGGGGAAGGCUGUUCUGUUUUUAUUUUUGUAAUGAGGUGUUUUUAUGUUGUCUUACUGUAUCAUAAUGUUUUAUAUCCAGCACCCAUCUCUCCUUUCCCCCGCUCCUAUGGGCACAUACACUACCAGUCAAAAGUUUGGACACA
Messenger RNA from Salmo salar (Atlantic salmon), 3457 nucleotides. Its product is annotated as AN1-type zinc finger protein 4. Gene Ontology annotation, molecular function: protein binding; zinc ion binding. The record is from RefSeq and is a predicted model, not a curated record. NCBI's taxonomy places the organism in Eukaryota, Metazoa, Chordata, Actinopteri, Salmoniformes, Salmonidae.